UGUCUGAACCUGCAUCUCGACCUGUUCAAAACCGUGAAGAGACAGCUCCCACCGCUGCUGCUGCCGCCACCGAUUCCGCCCCUCCCCGGGAGGCCACCACCAUGCUUCCUGUGCCCGGCUCUGGUAAACCACAGCAGGGCUGCUCCGAUCGCGAGGAAAAAGGGGUGGUGAGCCUGAAGAACGGCGCGUGCCUGUUCCCGGGGACAAACCGAAGGUCUCAUCCUCAUAUUGCCGCGAAGACCGCUCGUUCGUGUGGAACCUCAGAACGAAAGCGAACAAGUCGCGGCGCCAGACGAGAAACCGGCCGGGGCGGAGGAGGGUCGUGGCACAAAAUGCGAGGAGGAUAACACCAACCAGGGUAAGCUUUCGGCGGAGGGAAAGAGCACUGCUCGGAAGGCAAAGGAACCAAAACUUGCGGCCGCCGGGCUGCCAUCGUCAUCGACCCUGUCCUCUUCCGCUCGGUCGUCUUCAGGGCGACAAACCCCUCCCCUGUCGCGGAUGGCAGAAGCUCCUGGAUUCCCCCCUUCCGACGAGAUGAGGCUGCUCCAGGAGGCCAGGGACUCCGCGCGGGCGGCGGCUGAAGCGAGCGGCUAUGGCCGUCGGGCGCGAGCUCCGUCCCGCAAGUUCCUCGAGGCGUCGGGUAAGAUAGUAGGAGAGAGCGCCCAGUGGAUGACCAGGGAGAAAAAGGAGGAGCAGGCCAGGCUAAGCCUACAGCUGAAGGAGCAGCGGAAGGCGGCGGCGGCGGCAGGGCUCAAGCCUGGAGAGGUAAUCGAAGCCGCGACCGCUGCUGGCGCCGGAGGAGACGGCAUCCGCGGUGAAAAUGCCCCGUGGAACGGCUCUUGGAGGAAGCUUACCCCCGCCGAAAUACUGCAAGCAGCUGGUAAGACAGCCGGCGUGGGAAAGGCUCGAAAAAGUCUACCUGGGAGCACCGACACCAAAGGCGCCACCACGGAGAAGCAAAGAGAAGGUCCCGCCACUGAGGCAGAUACCGGCAGGCGCUUGGCGAAAAGGCGGGGCUCGAGUGCAUCCGAAGUCGCCAGCGAGUCCAAGCGGGGUAGGCACCCCAAGGGUAAGGCACCGAAGAGAUGGUAGUUGGCCCGGGGCCGCUGGCAGCAAAGACUGAGACCUUGUCCAAGAUGAAAAAGUUCGGUCUCGAGGGCACCAUUGGCAACUAGGCUGGGGGGUAGAUGCAUCAUCACAGCGCAGGGACCAGAUACUUGCGGGGCGCACGGAAGUUGAUUCUACCAUUUUGGUAGUUACGGGUGGUCUAUUUGAUCGGCUCCAAUCGAUGACGAUAUAGAUGCCGAGUCUCUGCAGGUAGAGCCGAACGACCCGUGCGUUGCAGCUGGUCCCCCACCUUCCCUCAGGGCCUCUCUCAUUCAACUGGGCGUGCCCCCUCGUACCGGUCGUCGACAUCAGCGAAAUACACGAAGUGCUUGCCGUGGUAAGGCUGUUCAUUUGGUGAAGGUCCUCUGACUUUGAGGUGAUUGGAUAGUGAUCAAGACUGGGCGACAAGUCGGGACCGUAAGAGAUGCGCCAAAAGACCAGCUGGGUCGCACCAGCCGUGCCGUUGACAUAAAAAACAACAUUCGCCCAGCGUGAGGAAGGAACCACGUCGUGAAGGUUUCUUGAGUAGACGCCGGGGGGGUACUUCACGAAGGCAGAGCUAGAAACUUUGCUCGUGCCAAGGGGCAGAAGGGAUUCAAAACGGAUCUACGCUGAUCACAGUAGAAAUGGGAACAUCUUUACUUGAUUGUGUUCUCCAUCGGUUUCAUUUGAUUGUUGGGUCUGUUCUAAAGGCCGUAGGUCGUGGCGUUGAUGUAUGGAAUGAGUACUACUGUAGCAUUCAGUGUUAUAUUUUCUACCACAGAAUGGGAUGUUGGGGUCCGUCGUGGACAGUUGUCGGAGGAUUUUGCGUCUAUAGCAGGGACCGCGAGACCGGUGGACUUGAAGGAGUGGCGUAAAGGGUACAGCAAAGGAUAAGAGGGAUACCCUAGGACUGCUGUGUAGCGACACGCAACAAUGACCCAAGGAUCCGGCUAAACACCUGAACGGAACCAAGAGCGUAGGUCGUGACUUCGUGGCAUAGCGCUUC
This is a messenger RNA of Ectocarpus sp. CCAP 1310/34, 2095 nucleotides long. Lineage: Eukaryota; Phaeophyceae; Ectocarpales; Ectocarpaceae. The record is from the annotation of a GenBank genome assembly.